CUUUAAACGAGUCAUCUUGUGUUUUUGCAAUGUGUUUUCAGGAAAUAGCUGCGACUGUUACAGUUCUUUAGAUGUCUCGUAUUUGUAAACCAGUGAACAUGUUAUGGAACCUCAAGCUUGGAGUUUUUAUAGUGGUCAGCAGCAGUGUCACGUGUCUCAUCCCGCUCAUUGUCUUUGUCAUGUCUGACACCAGCUGGACGCACAGUUUGCCACAGAGACUCACCCUCGAUAUCUUGCCCUACCUGCGGACUGUGUCACGUGACAGCCCACACGGCUGUCCGCCUACGUCGUCUGACCCCACGGCCUACGUCAUCACGCCCACGUACCAACGGCUGACGCAAGAAGCCGACUUGCUACGUCUGUGUUACACCCUCAUGCACGCGCCGCACGUCAGAUGGAUCAUCGUCGAGGACAGCGACAACAAAACGGAGCUGGUGUAUAGAAUGCUGCAUGAUUGUCACGAGACAGACAUCAUUCACCUGAACGUUAAAAGUCUUCCUCCAGGAAGGAAACCAGGCACCAACCAAACAUUGCCACGUCAUCGUGGUGUCAGUCAGCGGAACGAGGGGCUGGCCUGGCUCCGGAAGUGCGUGCUGCCCACGUCACGUGCAGGGGGCGUGUACUUCGCUGACGACGACAACACCUACGACGUCAGGGUCUUUGAUGUGGUUCGGAAAACAAACAACAUAUCCAUGUGGAGAGUUGGUUUUGCGGGAGGACUUUUGGUUGAAGGACCGGUCUGUUUAAAUGGAAAGGUGACAGGGUGGAGGACAUUCUGGGCCCCGAAGAGAAGGUACCCAGUAGACAUGGCGGCUUUUGCACUGGGCCUCGACCUUCUUGCUCAGUUUCCACAAGCAAACUUUAGCCAUGAGGUGAAGGCAGGACACCUGGAGACAGAGUUCUUAAGUUUAUUUAACAUCUCGACACUAGAGAUCACCACUGCUCCGGACGACAACUGCUCCACGGUUCUUGCAUGGCACACGAAGACAAGCAUCCCAAACAUUAAAGGUGAACAAGUGCUGGUCAAGAAAAACGCAGCAGAUCAAAAGAUGAAUCAAACAAAACAUCGUUGAACUUUGACCUGCUCGCUGCUGGUGACCUCGUCAGUUAUUGUAGUUCAGUAUGUGAGUCUGAUGGCUGGUGAAAACGUCAGCAAAAAAAGUUGGUAGGAGUGAGGGAUCGUCACCAUCAUGCUUUCUUCCUUCCUUGCAGCUCUACACUAGGUACAUCAUGAUGGACAUCUGUACAACCAGUAUGUCAAACACUAUAGAAGUCUGCAAAUAGACAAAAGAACUCAAACAUAUAAAUAGUAUUGCCCUUAUUCGUUUCACUCAUCGGUUUCUGCUGUGUAUCAGUCGGUGUCAGUCUUUUAAUAUACACAGUCUAGACAUUUAUUAUCAACUUUAUAAUACUUAUUUAUGAGCGAAUAUUUUAACAGCUCGUGCUCUUGUAUAGUUUUUCCCUGUGAACGAAUAUUUCAAUGUUUUAACUAAAUGUUAAUAUGUCUGAAAUCAGAUUUUUAAAAUCUUGUAAGGUCUGUAACAGAAUGUAAUUGUUGAGGAAUGGGUCUCAUCACAUCUAAAGGAAAUUAUCGAAUGAUAGGGUCCCAGGGAACAACUUGUCGUCUGCUGUGUAACUGAUCUGUACACAUACACUAAUACUGAGCAACAAAGGUUUCUCACUGCAAUUUAAAGAAAACCUCGUUUUUUGAAAAUACUCAUCAUUACAGAGAGUAGUAUAGUGUUUAUAAGAGAGAUAACAAUGUGGUAAUCGUAAGUAUAUUUUGUCAAACAGAAACUGAAGAAUAUUUUAUAAUUGAUGCUUAAUAAAUGAAACUGU
Pomacea canaliculata is the source of this 1839-nucleotide messenger RNA. RefSeq names its product galactosylgalactosylxylosylprotein 3-beta-glucuronosyltransferase I-like. The coding region runs from base 72 to 1073 and encodes 333 amino acids. Gene Ontology annotation, molecular function: galactosylgalactosylxylosylprotein 3-beta-glucuronosyltransferase activity. Gene Ontology annotation, biological process: chondroitin sulfate proteoglycan biosynthetic process; carbohydrate metabolic process. The record is from RefSeq and is a predicted model, not a curated record. Gene Ontology annotation, cellular component: Golgi membrane. Lineage: Eukaryota; Metazoa; Mollusca; Gastropoda; Architaenioglossa; Ampullariidae. The transcript has 8 exons.